AUGUUAAAAAAAAAAUUUACAAUUGAAUCAGACGAUUUCAACAUUUUUCAAGACAAUCUAAUUAAACAUAUUCAAGAAUGUAUUAAUAAUAACGAUUUCAAUAAAAAUAACAUUCAAGUCUCUUAUAAAAUUAAUAGCUAUGGACAAGCAAUGGCUUUAGAUGAUAAAUAUGACUAUAAUACAUUUAUUAGUGAAUGCCAAAAAUUAUAA
Messenger RNA from Racocetra fulgida, 210 nucleotides. The record is from the annotation of a GenBank genome assembly. NCBI's taxonomy places the organism in Eukaryota, Fungi, Glomeromycota, Glomeromycetes, Diversisporales, Gigasporaceae.